Messenger RNA from Rangifer tarandus platyrhynchus (Svalbard reindeer), 813 nucleotides. Lineage: Eukaryota; Metazoa; Chordata; Mammalia; Artiodactyla; Cervidae. The record is from the annotation of a GenBank genome assembly.
AUGAUGCGCUUCGCUCUGACCGUGGUCCGGCAUGGAGAAACAAGACUUAACAAGGAGAAAAUAAUUCAAGGACAAGGAAUAGAUGAGCCUCUUUCAGAAACCGGAUUUAAACAAGCAGCUGCUGCUGGUAUAUUUCUUAAAGAUGUGAAGUUUACUCAUGUUUUCUCCAGUGACCUUCUAAGGACAAAGCAGACCGUGCAUGGGAUUUUGGAGAAGAGCAAAUUUUGCAAAGAUAUGACAGUAAAGUAUGAUUCAAGACUUCGAGAAAGGAAAUAUGGGGCCGCGGAAGGCAGGCCGCUGAGCGAGCUGAGGGCGAUGGCCAAAGCGGCAGGGCAGGAGUGCCCAGCGUUCACACCACCCGGAGGAGAGACCCUGGACCAGCUGAAAAUGCGUGGAAAAGACUUUUUUGAAUUUCUUUGUCAACUGAUCCUGAAAGAAGCCGGUCAAAACGAAGAGUUUUCCCAGGAAGCCCCGAGCAGCUGUCUGGAAAACUCCCUGGCAGAGAUAUUUCCUUUAGGGAAAAACUGUGCCUCCACAUUUCACUCGGACAGCGGCACCCCGGGCCUAGCGGCCAGUGUCUUAGUCGUGAGUCAUGGUGCCUACAUGCGGAGCCUGUUGGAUUACUUUCUAACCGACCUCAAGUGCUCGUUCCCAGCGACUCUGAGCAGGUCUGAGCUCAUGUCCGUCAGCCCUAACACAGGGAUGACUGUCUUCAUCCUAAACUUUGAGAAAGGAGGCAAGGGGAAACCAACCGCCCAGUGUGUGUGUGUGAACCUGCAGGGCCACCUGGCCGGGGUGAGCAAAACUCCCUAA